UGCCACAGGAAAUGGUUUUGCGGAGUAUUGUGUGAAUGUGCUGAGUCGGCAAUUGUAGUUUGAACGGAUAUUUCGUAGAUCAAAGUCCUCAAGAAGAGGUUAUAAUCAAUCGAUUGGCAUAUUUAUACGAGAAACUAAUAAUAUUCGUCUGUUUAAGACAGGUGGCAUCGACGAAGUGACAACGGUUUGGAAUAAAAUCUCAACUAUAUCGUUGAUCACUUUGAGAUAUGCGAAGUAUUUAUUGAUGUUUGUUCCAUAAUGAAGUAUACAAUCUUUAUAUGGAUGGUCAUGGCUGUCGUGAUUUCUUCCAAACCGUGUGAAGAAGGAUCUUAUGAAAGCGUCGAUGCAGGAGGUUGCGUGAAAUGUAAAGGUAAAUGUGAUGAUCAACACGAAGAAGACAAAGCAAGUUGUAAAAGGCAUGUGAAAGAACAUCAUCCAGUGCCCCCACUCCAACUUCUUUUACUCCGACAAUUUCGUCUUCGUAUCAACUCAUUUCAACCAUGGCACCUUCGAAGGAAAACGCAAAGAACAACUUAGGACUCGUGCUUGGCCUAAGUUUAGGAAUAGGUCUCGUUUUGAUCGUGGCUAUCUUAGCUAUUGCGUACUACAGUCGCUUGUGCUCAAGAACGGUUAUUACUUCGGGGGAAUACGAAAUGGCCAUGGUGUCUCAGCCUGUACCAAGAGAAAGCAGUUCUACACCUCAUGGUGAUGAAGAAAUUAGAGUGAACAGACCUGUACCAAGGUAAACUAUGAAGAAGAGCAUGAAGUUAAACUCAUUGUUAAGUCGUAUUGUAUGUUUAGAGAAAGCAGUUCUACACCUCAUGGUGAUGAAGAAAUUAGAGUGAACAGACCUGUUGCUCAAGAAGAGCAAAAUGAAAAACACAGACUUGUUCGGGCAAGACAAGAAGAAAAUGAAAACUCUGAAUAAUGAGAAAGUGGGAGAAGGACUGGGGAGAAGUUUAAGUGUCAAAGUCAGUAAAAAGAAAAAUCGAAAUUUUAUUGUGGUCUUGUGAAUUGGUGUACCAGUCACUUUGGUCAAUUGGAUUUUUGGUUCUUUUGUUUUGUUUUGUUUUGUGUUUGCUUGUAUCCAGACAAGGUUUGGUGUUUUUCAAAUCUGCCCUGACUUUUAACUUAUUUAUUGAAUUCACUUAAAAGGCCGAAGACAGACGUUUUGUUAUAUUUACUAUUUAAUGUAUAAUUACUAAAGUUUAAUGCUGUACAGUAAUGAUUGUCUGUGAAUAUGAAAGUACAGGGUGUAGUUAGUUUAUUGCAAAAACGCAAUAUCCAAAGUUUUUUCUGUUAUUUCACCUUUAUUCAUCAGAAGAAAUACUUCAUAUAGACUUGACAAUUGCGUCGAAAUUGCUUCGCACGUGGCAAUUUAUAACGUUAUUUAACACGUUAUUAACUCAUCGGCACGCGAACUCUCACGUUUUGAUCUUCUCCCAAUUGCAUAAAACCUGUCUGAACCAUCUAUUUUAACCAGACAAGAAUGUUAAUCAUUGGCAAUUACACAUGGAACACCGGAAAUCUCUAAAUAAUAUUCGUGUGUUUGUUGUUGUGAAACGCAUUUCACUUUGUUCUUUGGCAGCGAUGGAACUAAAUUUUUGUCUUAGUAUUUUCUUUUAUAGCGUUUUCGUAUGUGUCGCUAUAGCAUGCCCAGAUGGCUUCUAUUACAGUGUGGAUACUUCUGGUUGUGUUAAAUGCAAAGGAAAAUGUUCUGAUCAGUUUGAAGACGACAAAGAAAGAUGCCGAAUGAAAUGCGAGACAAAUCUAACGACGCCGGCUUCUACUUCUACCUUGGCUUCAUCAACAUCUUUGCCGAUAACUAAUGGCUCCAUAAAGCAACCUUCAUUGUUGCCAUUACCAUCAAAAAAAAAUUCAACGAGCAACUACGCUCUCGUGGUUGGGCUCAGUUGUGUAGGAGGUCUGGUGGUGGUCGUUGUGUGUCUGAUAUUUGUUGCUUAUUUUUGCGGAUGGAUGCCGUGCGCAAAACAGGAAGCGAGCACUAAGAUAAGUGUAGAUGUCAAGAGUUGUAUGGAAGCUAAGAGCCAGAAAACAGUUAUGGAUCCACGUGAUAAAACAUUUGCUCGUCAAGAAAAUGGAAGAGAUGCGCUUAUUAACCUUGUCAGUAAUAGAUACAAUUCAAUACUUCCUUUGCAAGAAAACUCAAAAACAGCCGGACUGGGGUGACUCAAAAAAUGGACGGCGAUAAAGAAAGAUAACAAACAUAUGAAAAAGCUUUUUCACUUUAACGGUUCAGUUGUAAAAAUAUUUUAUGAAGAUAUAAGAAGGCUUUAUCACUACGGUUAUGAAGAUAUUUAAUGCAUGUAUGAAAAAGUUUCUUCACUUUUA
Molecule: messenger RNA, 2352 nt
Organism: Xenia sp. Carnegie-2017
Lineage: Eukaryota; Metazoa; Cnidaria; Anthozoa; Malacalcyonacea; Xeniidae
Exons: 6
Coding region: 1513-2190 (225 amino acids)
Source: RefSeq, a predicted model, not a curated record